AUACCUGAGGACAUUGAAAGCUGGAAGAGAAGCAGUUAAACUUAACGUGUCUAGUCUACUGUCGUGCAUGUUUUUUGUCAAUCUUUUCUCCUCUUGCUGCGUCACAUCACUGCCGUUGAAUUAGAUGCGUGCUCUACGCGCUGUAUUUCUAUUGUAGAGUUCAGAGGUUAACGUCCAACAGUAACCUGCCUGCGCAUCGUCACAUCACCCCACUGUCUGCUGUUAAAGCGUUUACAGGAGCGUUAUGACCUCGCCGUGAUGUGAUUUCUCACACGAUGGAUGUCUUGCUGACACACUGACUUUAUCACUUCGUUUUUCUUCUAAUCUUCCAGGAUUACGUGUCGGUUUAUUACCACCGUUUUUGCAGCCUGUUCGCGUCGGCCUGACAUGGCACAGCAGAGUGGCGCCGCGAAGAAGCACCCCUCUGUUUCCGGGCUGCAGUCUCACUUCAUUGUGGGAUCUGUUUCGGAGGAGAACUCGGAAGAUGAAAUCCAAGCGAAGCCGGAGGUGCAGCUGGAAGAGAAGGAUGCACGGUCUUCGUCACCGUCCUCCACAAGCUCCGACAGCACCUUUGAGAUGGGCUUUGACCACGUUGACGGGUCUAUGCACCAUUUAAGGCCGAGCAUGUCUGGGCUGCACUUGGUGAAACAAGGACAGGGGCGAGAUCGCAGGCGCAUCGAUCUGCAGAGGGACUUCACUGUUGCUUCUCCUGCUGAGUUUGUCACUCGCUUUGGUGGCAACAAAGUCAUAGAGAAGGUGCUAAUUGCUAACAAUGGGAUUGCUGCUGUCAAAUGCAUGCGCUCCAUCCGUCGGUGGGCCUAUGAGAUGUUUCGGAACGAAAGGGCGAUUCGGUUUGUUGUCAUGGUGACCCCAGAGGACCUGAAGGCCAAUGCAGAGUACAUCAAAAUGGCGGAUCAUUAUGUGCCAGUACCAGGAGGGACCAACAACAACAACUAUGCCAAUGUGGAACUCAUUUUGGACAUCGCCAAGCGCAUCCCUGUUCAGGCUGUGUGGGCAGGUUGGGGUCACGCCUCAGAAAACCCCAAACUUCCAGAGCUGCUUCACAAGAACGGCAUCGCUUUCAUGGGUCCCCCUAGUCAGGCCAUGUGGGCUCUGGGAGAUAAAAUCGCAUCUUCCAUAGUUGCUCAGACAGCUGGAAUACCUACUCUACCUUGGAGUGGAACAGGCCUGACAGUAGAAUGGACGGAGAGCGACCAAAAGAAAAAGAUCAUCAACGUUCCAUCUGAUGUCUACGAGUUAGGCUGCAUUCAAGGUGUCGAGGAUGGCCUGAAAGCUUCAGAGAAGGUCGGCUACCCUGUCAUGGUAAAGGCGUCGGAAGGAGGUGGAGGGAAAGGAAUCCGCAAGGUCAACUCCGCUGAUGACUUCCCAAACCUUUACAGACAGGUUCAAGCAGAAGUCCCUGGGUCCCCCAUUUUCGUGAUGCAGCUAGCCAAACAUGCUCGACACUUGGAGGUCCAGAUUUUGGCUGAUCAAUAUGGGAAUGCUAUAUCUCUGUUUGGGAGAGACUGCUCUGUGCAGCGGCGGCACCAGAAAAUUAUCGAAGAAGCUCCUGCUACCAUUGCAACGUCUGAUGUGUUUGAGGACAUGGAGCGGUGUGCAGUGAAGCUGGCGAAGAUGGUGGGCUACGUCAGCGCCGGUACAGUAGAGUACUUGUACAGCCAAGAAGGCAGCUUCUACUUCCUGGAGCUCAACCCUCGUCUGCAGGUGGAACACCCGUGUACUGAGAUGGUAGCUGAUGUCAACCUGCCUGCAGCUCAGUUGCAGAUUGCUAUGGGAAUUCCUCUCCACCGAAUCAAAGACAUCCGGAUGCUAUAUGGAGUUCAGCCCUGGGGUGACUCUCCCAUUGACUUUGAGGGGCUGUCUACCGCCCCCUCUCCGCGGGGACAUGUCAUUGCAGCUCGUAUCACCAGUGAAAAUCCAGAUGAGGGAUUUAAGCCGAGCUCUGGAACAGUGCAGGAGCUGAAUUUCCGCAGCAAUAAGAACGUAUGGGGCUACUUCAGCGUGGCAGCUGCUGGUGGGCUGCAUGAGUUUGCAGACUCUCAGUUUGGACACUGUUUCUCUUGGGGGGAGAAUCGUGAAGAGGCAAUAUCAAACAUGGUGGUGGCCUUGAAAGAGCUGUCCAUCAGAGGAGACUUCAGGACAACUGUGGAAUACCUCAUCAAGCUGCUGGAGACGGAAAGCUUUCAGCACAACAGCAUUGAUACUGGCUGGCUGGACAGACUCAUCUCAGAGAAGAUGCAGGCCGAGCGUCCUGAUACCAUGCUAGGAAUCGUGAGUGGUGCCCUUCAUGUGGCAGAUGUCAAUUUAAGGAACAGUGUGUCAAACUUCCUGCACUCUUUGGAAAGGGGUCAGGUGCUGCCGGCUCACACACUGCUCAACACUGUUGAUGUGGAACUGAUCUAUGAAGGCCGAAAGUAUGUCCUAACUGUGACACGCCAGUCUCCCAACUCUUACGUGGUCAUUAUGAACAACUCUUCCGCCGAGGUGGAUGUUCACCGGCUCAGUGACGGAGGCCUGCUGUUGUCUUACGACGGCAGCAGCUACACCACCUACAUGAAAGAGGAGGUCGACCGGUAUCGGAUCACAAUUGGGAACAAAACUUGUGUGUUUGAAAAGGAGAACGAUCCAUCGCUGCUGCGGUCGCCUUCAGCUGGCAAACUGAUUCAAUAUGCAGUUGAAGAUGGCGGUCAUGUUUUUGCAGGCCAGUGCUACGCUGAGAUAGAGGUGAUGAAGAUGGUGAUGACCCUCACAGCUGUGGAGUCUGGCUGUAUUCACUACGUGAAGAGGGCAGGAGCAGCUCUGGAGCCUGGGUGUGUCAUUGCCAAACUGCAGCUUGACGACCCCAGCAGAGUACAACAGGCGGAGUUGCACACUGGGGCACUCCCUUCGAUUCAAGCAGUGGCUCUGAGAGGCGAGAAACUGCACAGAGUUUUUCACAGCACCCUUGACCACUUGGUUCACAUCAUGAACGGCUACUGUCUGCCAGAGCCAUUCUUCAGUGCCAGGUUGAGGGAGUGGGUGGAGAGACUGAUGAAGACAAUGCGCGACCCGUCCUUGCCUCUGUUGGAGCUUCAAGACAUCAUGACCAGUGUAUCAGGUCGCAUUCCGCCCGCAGUGGAGAAGGCCAUCAAAAAGGAGAUGGCUCAGUAUGCGAGUAACAUCACAUCUGUGUUGUGCCAGUUCCCAAGCCAACAGAUUGCAAACAUUUUGGACAGCCAUGCUGCAACUCUGAACAAGAAGUCUGAGCGAGAAGUCUUCUUCAUGAACACACAGAGCAUUGUGCAGCUAGUGCAGAAGUAUCGCAGUGGCAUCCGGGGUCACAUGAAGGCAGUCGUGAUGGACUUGCUGAGACAGUAUCGUAAAGUGGAAGUACAAUUUCAGAAUGGUCACUAUGAUAAGUGUGUGUUUGCACUGCGUGAAGAGAACAAAGGUGACAUGGCCAACGUCCUCAACUACAUCUUCUCUCACGCACAAGUCACAAAGAAGAACCUUCUGGUCACCAUGCUUAUUAACCAGCUGUGUGGACGAGACCCCACUCUGACAGAUGAACUUGUGGCUAUCUUGACUGAACUCACCCAGCUGAGCAAAACCACCAAUGCCAAAGUGGCUCUGCGAGCACGACAGGUACUGAUCGCCUCUCACCUGCCUUCUUAUGAGCUGCGACACAACCAGGUGGAGUCCAUCUUCCUGUCUGCUAUCGAUAUGUAUGGACACCAGUUCUGCAUCGAGAACCUGCAGAAACUCAUCCUCUCUGAAACAUCCAUCUUUGAUGUUCUGCCCAACUUCUUCUACCACAGUAACCAGGUGGUAAGAAUGGCCGCUCUGGAGGUGUACGUCCGCAGAGCUUACAUUGCAUAUGAGCUCAACAGUGUUCAACAUCGCCAGCUGAGGGACAACACAUGUGUCGUGGAGUUCCAGUUCAUGCUUCCCACAUCGCAUCCCAACAGAGGGAACAUCCCCACUCUCAACAGGAAAAUGUCUGCCGCUCUGAUGCUGGAUAAUGUAAAAGGCUCGGACACUAAAUUGCAGGAAACUAAACCCCAGGACCUCAAUGCUCAUGAGAGUAUAUCUAAGGACGAUAGUUCUGAGGACAGUUUAUCACUUUGGGAAACUGUGGACAGGAUGUCGUUUUCCUCCAACCUCAACCACUACGGCAUGGUCCACGUGUCCAGUGUGAGCGACGUCUUGCUUGACACGUCCUUCACUCCUCCCUGCCAGCGAAUGGGAGCCAUGGUGUCUUUCCGAUCCUUCCAGGAGUUCACCAAGAACAUAUCAGACGUCUUGAGCUGUUUCUCUGACUCCCCUCCACCAAGCCCGACAUUCCCUGAGGGAGGGAACCCAGUAUUAUAUGGUGAAGAGGACUCAAAGAGUGUUCGGGAUGAACCCAUCCAUAUCCUGAACGUGGCCAUAAAGACAGACUCUGACAUUGAUGAUGAUGGUCUGGCAUCCAUGUUCCGGGAAUUUACACAAUCACAGAGGUCCCUGCUGUUUGAACAUGGCAUCCGUAGGUUGACCUUUCUCGUGGCUCAGAAGGAUUUCAGGAAACAGAUCAACUGUGAGGUGGACCAAAGGUUUCAUAGAGAAUUCCCUAAAUUCUUCACAUUCCGUGCAAGAGACAAGCUGGAGGAGGACAGGAUCUAUCGACAUUUGGAGCCGGCACUAGCUUUCCAGCUGGAGCUCAACCGAAUGCGUAAUUUUGCCCUGACUGCUAUCCCCUGCGCCAACCACAAGAUGCACUUGUACCUGGGGGCGGCCCGAGUGGAAGUUGGCACUGAGGUGACCGACUACCGCUUCUUUGUGCGCGCCAUCAUCCGCCACUCAGAUCUGGUGACAAAGGAAGCGUCGUUUGAGUACCUCCACAAUGAGGCCGAGCGUCUGCUUCUGGAGGCCAUGGACGAGCUGGAGGUGGCGUUCAAUAACACCACUGUGCGAACUGACUGCAACCACAUAUUCCUCAAUUUUGUCCCUACAGUUAUCAUGGACCCCUCCAAGAUCGAGGAAUCUGUCCGCUCCAUGGUCAUGCGUUACGGCAGCCGACUGUGGAAGUUGCGCGUUCUACAGGCUGAGCUGAAGAUCAACAUCCGCCUCACACCCACAGGGAAGCAGAUCCCCAUCCGACUGUUCCUCACCAACGAAUCUGGAUACUACCUGGACAUCAGCCUGUACAAGGAGGUCACUGACUCGCGAACGGGACAGGUGGGGCCCAAAGACAGACAGAUCAUGUUCCAGGCCUACGGAGACAAGCAGGGCCCUCUGCACGGCAUGCUCAUCAACACGCCCUACGUCACCAAGGACCUUCUGCAGUCCAAACGAUUCCAGGCCCAGUCUCUGGGAACCACCUACGUUUACGACUUUCCUGAAAUGUUCAGACAGGCUCUGAAGAAGCUGUGGCACUCCUGCCAAAACUUUGCCUACCUGCCCAAGUGUCCCCUUCCGUCUGAGCUGCUCACGUUCACAGAGCUGGUGCUUGACGCUCAGGGCCAGCUGGUGCAGAUGAACCGACUCCCUGGAGGCAAUGAGAUCGGUAUGGUCGCGUGGCGGAUGACGCUGCGUACGCCGGAGUAUCCAACAGGGCGGGAGAUUGUCGUCAUCAGCAACGACAUCACACACAAGAUCGGCUCCUUUGGACCACAGGAGGACCUGCUGUUCCUGCGGGCUUCCGAAAUGGCACGGGAAAGUGGAAUUCCUCGAAUCUACAUAGCGGCCAACAGUGGGGCCCGCAUUGGACUGGCAGAGGAGAUCCGACACAUGUUCCACGUGGCCUGGCAAGAUCCCGCUGACCCCUACAAGGGUUUCAAGUACCUCUACCUCACACCUCAGGAUUACAAGAAGGUUUCAGCCCUGACCUCUGUGUACUGCGAGCAUGUGGAGGACGAAGGAGAAUCCAGGUACAAGAUCACUGACAUCAUCGGAAAGGAUGAUGGGCUUGGUGUGGAGAACCUUAAAGGGUCUGGGAUGAUUGCUGGAGAAUCCUCGCUGGCUUAUGAGGAGAUCAUCACCAUGAACCUGGUUACUUGCCGUGCAAUUGGAAUUGGUGCUUAUCUGGUCCGACUUGGCCAACGAACUAUUCAAGUGGACAAUUCACACAUUAUCCUUACAGGAGCCGGAGCUCUCAACAAGGUUCUUGGCAGAGAAGUCUACACCUCAAAUAACCAGCUGGGUGGGGUUCAGAUCAUGCACAACAACGGCGUAACUCACAGCACUGUGUGUGAUGACUUUGAGGGAGUCUUCACUCUACUACAGUGGCUGUCCUACAUGCCCAAGUGCAAGUUCAGCCCAGUGCCCAUCCUGCACGCCAAGGAUCCCAUCGACCGCUCCAUCGAUUUUGUGCCCACAAAAGCUCCCUAUGAUCCCCGCUGGAUGUUAGCUGGGCGACCCAGUCAAAGUCCGAAAGGUUCAUGGCAGAGUGGCUUCUUUGACCAGGGCUCGUUCAUGGAGAUGAUGCAGCCGUGGGCUCAGAGUGUGGUGGUCGGCAGAGCCCGGCUGGGUGGGAUUCCAACUGGAGUGGUCGCUGUAGAGACCCGGUCAGUGGAGCUGUCAAUCCCCGCUGAUCCUGCCAAUUUGGACUCCGAAGCCAAGAUCAUCCAGCAGGCAGGACAGGUUUGGUUCCCUGACUCUGCCUUCAAAACAGCUCAAGCUAUCAAAGAUCUGAACCGCGAGGGGCUUCCUUUGAUGGUGUUUGCCAACUGGAGGGGUUUCUCUGGAGGAAUGAAAGAUAUGUACGACCAAGUGCUGAAGUUUGGCGCCUACAUCGUGGAUGGACUGAGAGAGUACAAGCAGCCGGUGUUGGUGUAUAUCCCGCCUCAGGCCGAGCUCAGGGGCGGCUCCUGGGUUGUCAUCGACCCCACGAUCAACCCUCGCCACAUGGAGAUGUACGCCGACAAGGACAGUCGAGGUGGAGUCUUGGAACCUGAGGGGACAGUGGAGAUCAAGUUCAGGAGAAAAGACCUGGUGAAGACCAUGAGAAGAGUGGAUCCAGUCUACAUGAGCCUGGCCGAAAGAUUAGGAACUCCUGAACUAAGUCCUCCGGAUCGGAAGGAGCUGGAGACCAAACUGAAAGAGCGGGAGGAAUUUCUGCUGCCCAUCUACCAUCAGGUGGCAGUGCAGUUUGCAGACCUCCAUGACACUCCAGGGCGCAUGCAAGAAAAAGGCGUGAUAACUGACAUCUUGGAGUGGCAGACGUCCCGUCACUUCUUUUACUGGCGGCUGCGUCGUCUGCUCCUGGAGGAGACUGUGAAGAUGAAAAUCCAGGCAGCGAACAGCGAGCUGACCGAUGGCCAGAUUCAAGCCAUGCUGCGCCGCUGGUUUGUGGAAGCAGAGGGCGCUGUAAAGGCUUAUCUGUGGGACAACAAUGAAGAGGUGGUGGGAUGGCUGGAGAGGCAGCUGGCUGAAGAAGAGGGCGCCAGGUCUGUUAUCGACGAGAACAUCAAGUACAUCUGCCGAGACCACAUCCUGAAGCAGAUCAGAAGUCUGGUCCAGGCCAACCCUGAGGUCGCCAUGGAUUCUAUAGUGCACAUGACCCAGCACAUCUCCCCCACGCAGAGAGCCGAGGUGGUCCGGAUCUUGUCCACCAUGGAGACGUCAGCCUCCUCCUAGUGGUGGUCAAGUGCAGUUCCGGGGCUGAACACUGGAGGAGCCAGCGUGAGGUUGCCUGCUGAACACCGGUUUACUGAUGAAUCGCUGGCUAUGAUUCUUCCCCUGGAGAGAAACCAACCAUGAGAUCUGUACAGUUCCAAUAAAUCAGAAUCAAGCGCACUCCCUGCGGAAUGCUUAUGUUACAAUCCUUUAAAUUUUUGGAUGAGUUGAUCGGUGGCCUCCUUUCUGAGACUAUGCACAAUAAUGAUCCGAAAAUGUAAUAGUUGGUCCACACCUUCUCUCUGCUGUUUGAUAAUCGUCCUUGAAGAGCGGAGACUAAAUCAGUUUUAUCGCCAGAGACUUGAGUAAGGAGAAGCAGGAAGGCCUUGUGUAUUUUUUUCUUCACUGGAUAGUAGGGUGCACUUUGUUACUGAAAACUGGUGGAGGAACACUUUCGGACGGCGGAGCUCAGCAGGAUGCUGAGUGUCUCUUAUUAGAGCCGAGUCCCUCACAGUUUUCCUGCCGAGCCGACGGCCGGGAACAAAAACCACAGCUGUCCCUUCUGUUCUCACUCACACAUGCUGCUGUCGACGCACUUUAACGGCCUCUCUUCCACAGUACUGACACAUGCACGGUACACCGAGGUGAAAGAACAGACCUCCUCCAUCACGUUACAUCUCCGCCAGUUGUUUUUAGUCGUUUUAACUUAAGAUAUAUGUGUGUGUGUGUGUGUGUGUGUGUGUGUGUUGAAUAAAGGCUGCUGUUUACUGAUCCAAAAAGUCUAAUACAGAGACAAAUUUUAACUGUAAUCCAUGUUUUAUUUAAUGUGUCUACUUCCUGUUUACCAACAUCAAAUGUUACAGAUUUUAAGAGCCGUUGUUUGCUUUGUCAAGCAGGUCAUCGAGUGGCAGCUGGAGUCGCUUGCACUGUAGUGUUUUAAUCGCAGUGUCCGACAGCUUCUUCGUGGUCAGUGCGGUGCCUUUUUUUAUUGCCUGUACUGUAGUGCAGUUGCUUUGAAAGUGACUGUUUGCUGCCUGUGACUGGAGCGUUAAUUAACAUAACUAAUUGUUUGCAAAUUAAAUAAAGUUUACCUGACUAA
Synchiropus splendidus (mandarinfish) is the source of this 8695-nucleotide messenger RNA. It is a transcript of the gene acaca, whose product is annotated as acetyl-CoA carboxylase alpha. The record is from RefSeq and is a predicted model, not a curated record. Gene Ontology annotation, biological process: fatty acid biosynthetic process. Gene Ontology annotation, molecular function: ATP binding; metal ion binding; acetyl-CoA carboxylase activity. The transcript is spliced from 55 exons. NCBI's taxonomy places the organism in Eukaryota, Metazoa, Chordata, Actinopteri, Syngnathiformes, Callionymidae. The coding region runs from base 388 to 7617 and encodes 2409 amino acids.